Molecule: messenger RNA, 788 nt
Organism: Emiliania huxleyi CCMP1516
Lineage: Eukaryota; Haptophyta; Isochrysidales; Noelaerhabdaceae
Exons: 5
Coding region: 33-629 (198 amino acids)
Biological process (GO): photosynthesis, light harvesting in photosystem I; response to light stimulus
Cellular component (GO): membrane
Source: RefSeq, a predicted model, not a curated record
CACCGCGCCUCGCGCUCUCCCCUCUCCGAACAAUGCUGUCCCUCUCCGCGGCUCCCCUGUCCUUCUCCGGCGCGCCGGUGCUGCGGCCGACCCGCAUGGGGCCCAGCCCGACCAUGGCGGUCGAGGACCUGGUUGGCGGCAUCAACGACCCGAUCUUCGGUGGCACACCCGAGGGCAAGGUGUGGGACCCGCUUGGCCUUGGCGCGGAUGAGGCGUCGCUGUACCGCCGCCGCUGCGUCGAGAUCAAGCACGGCCGCGUGUGCAUGGUCGCCUUCCUUGGCAUGACUGUUGGGCCCAACGAGCUCUUCCAGCCUACGCACCAGCUGCUGUCCCCGUCGCUCGGCCUCCACUUCGACGACAUCCCGGGCGGCAUCGCCGCGAUUGACUCGGUUCCGGCUGCGGGCUGGCUCCAAAUCAUUGCGCUCGUCGGCGUGCACGAGCUCACGAUUGCCAAGCAAGACUACACCAAGGAGCCCGGCGAGAUCCCAACCUUCCUCGGCCGCCUCGCGAUGAUCGCCGUGCUCGGCGAGCUCAUGGCGCAGAAGGUGUCCGGCAUGGGCACCUACGAGCAGCUCGGCCUUAUCGUCAAGGACGGCGCCGCCCUCGCGGGCGUUGAGCUGCCUUUCUAGAGCUGUACGUGUUCUCUCUCUCGCUGCUGCGCCAAAUCUAGCAUGGUCUCUGAUCGAGUGGUCUGCCCCCGCCUGCCCCCAGCGCGGCGCAGCGCGCGCCGAGCUUCGUGUAAGCCCCUGUCCCUCUAUCUUCUUUCGUGAAAACAAUUAAGGGAUGGG